This is a messenger RNA of Schistosoma margrebowiei, 318 nucleotides long. The record is from the annotation of a GenBank genome assembly. Lineage: Eukaryota; Metazoa; Platyhelminthes; Trematoda; Strigeidida; Schistosomatidae.
AUGGGUCGUCAGUCCUCUACACCACAAGCAGCUAUUGUACACUUUAGAUCACAGCAACACCAACCCUUGAGUGGUACAGUGAAUCCUAUGCAGCCUCACAUAAUACUUACUAACACAACCGCUCCUGCAAGUGGCCCAACCCACCUCUCUCACCAGUCCCAACCACAACUUGUUUCUGCCACUUCCAACGGUCGUCAGGUUGUUGCUUUAAUGACUCACCAAAAUAUUCCUCAUACAAAUGUUUCUGAUCCAGGAGCCCCUUUACGUGAUUCUGGUUCCAAUAAUUCUGCUAAUAACCUUGGCAACGGCAUACAAUGA